Molecule: messenger RNA, 843 nt
Organism: Cyclocybe aegerita
Lineage: Eukaryota; Fungi; Basidiomycota; Agaricomycetes; Agaricales; Hemipholiotaceae
Source: the annotation of a GenBank genome assembly
AUGGCCACCGCACUCGCUGAACGCACCUCUUCGCCUUCGCCUUCGCGGCGGAUCUCCCUAUCAAGCAAAAUCUCUGCCCUGGGCGCAAAGCUUGGUCGCACGCUGACGCACGGAGCGGACGGCGGGGAGGAAAACGACUCGAUCGCCCCCAUCUACUCGCGCACCGAACGCUCUACCUCUCGCGGCCGCGAUGCUUUCCAAUCCACCGGACGAGGCGGACUGGGGAACAUCCGCCAGGCCUCCCUCUCGCGCGACCGCCCUGAGACCGGACCAGACGACUUUUCCGUAACCCGUGGCCGCGAGCCCAUUGCCCAUCCCAACGAGGUCUUCUCGACUGGACGAGGAGGUGCAGGCAACAUACGCUCGCCAUCGCGCGAUCCGAGCAAGCCAUCUGCGCCCGUCGACUCGACGGAGCAGGACGUGAUCGAGAAAUAUGUGGCAUCGCAGGAAGGGGCUGCGCGCUCCUCCGGCCGCGGCGGCCUCGGCAACAUCGCCCGCUCCCGCUCUCGCGACCCCACCUCCCAGGGUACCACCGCAACCACAGGCACCGCAGCUGUCUUCUCCACCGGGCGCGGCGGCGCAGGCAACAUCCACGCCGGGCACAGCGUCGCUGAGGAGAUAGACGAGGACGAGCGCAGGAAGUACUCUACUACCACCGCCGCCCAUGAAGGGGUGCACUCGACGGGCAGGGGCGGCGCUGCGAACAUCACGGCCGCGCACGAGCCGGCGAUCGAAAAGCCGGUGCAUGGGCAGUAUGGGGGUGGGGAGUAUGAGUCGACGGGGAGGGGAGGAGCGGGGAAUAUCUUCAAGGAUAGGUCCAAGUCGAGGACGAGGGGCGAUUAG